This is a messenger RNA of Myzus persicae (green peach aphid), 2136 nucleotides long. RefSeq names its product methyl farnesoate epoxidase-like. The transcript has 13 exons. Gene Ontology annotation, biological process: xenobiotic metabolic process. The record is from RefSeq and is a predicted model, not a curated record. Gene Ontology annotation, cellular component: cytoplasm; nucleus. Gene Ontology annotation, molecular function: oxidoreductase activity, acting on paired donors, with incorporation or reduction of molecular oxygen, reduced flavin or flavoprotein as one donor, and incorporation of one atom of oxygen; zinc ion binding; heme binding. Lineage: Eukaryota; Metazoa; Arthropoda; Insecta; Hemiptera; Aphididae. The coding region runs from base 1 to 2136 and encodes 711 amino acids.
AUGUUUAUCGCAGCCGCUGUUAUUUCUAUUUUUAUUAUUUUUUGUUUUUUAGAUAUUAUUACAUCUCCCAAAUAUCCAUCAGGACCUACAAGAGUUCCUUUGCUUGGCAACUAUCUAGAAAUUCGAAAGCUCAAGAAUAAAUUAGGAUUCUAUCACUUGGUUUGGGAUAAGUUGGCCAAAUGUUAUGGUCAAGUGUUUUCUGUAAAAUUUGGACCAAUGGAAGCCAUAGUAGUUUCUGGCUAUGACGCAGUACGACAAGUAUUGUGCAAAGACGACUUUGAUGGCCAAGCAAAUGGAUUUUUUUUCAGAACCAAAGCUUUUUAUAAGAGAUUAGGCAUAGCAUUUGUUGAUGGUCCAAUGUGGACUGCACAGAGAAAAUUUUGCAUGCAACAUUUACGAAAAUUGGGAUUAGAUGGUAAUGCAAUGGAAAAAAUUAUAAUUGAAGAAGUUAACGAUUUCGUAUUAGACAUAACAAGAAGAUAUGAGAGUGGCAAAUCAAUUGAAGUGUAUGGUUUGUUUGAAGUAUCAGUUUUAAACGGUCUUUGGGCAAUGUUAGCCGGUGACAGAUUUUCUUUGGAUGAUUCUAGACUUGCAAGAAUUGUAGAACUAGUGCAUGAAAGUCUCAGAAUGUUAGAUAUGCCAGGAGGGAUAUUAAAUCAGUUGCCAUUCAUUCGGUAUCUUGCCCCCAAAUUCUCUGGAAAAAAAUACCUCAAACAAAUAAUAAAUGAAUUAUAUAUACUAUUAAAAGAAUCAGCAGAAGAACACAAAUGCAAGGAAAAUGAUCAGAAAGACUUUAUAAAUGCAUUUUUAAUGGAAAUUAAGAAAAAUAAAGAAUCUCUAGGGUCGUUUUCAGAAGAACAGCUUGUUGUAAUAUUAUUGGAUUUAUUUUUAGCUGGCUCAGAAACCACAAGCAUCACGUUAUCAUCAGUAAUUUUACAUCUCAGUAAAAAUCAAGAUGUUCAAACCAAAGUGCAUGCAGAGUUGGAUUUGGUAAUUGGAGAUCGAGAAAUCUAUCCUUCAGAUAAAAAAAAGUUGAAUUAUCUUGAAGCCGUAUUGAUGGAGGUUCAGAGACAUAGUAACGUGGUUCCGUUAGCAAUCGCUACUAAAAGAACUAUUCAAAAAACUCGCCUACAAAAAUACAUAAUACCAAAAGAUACAUUAGUAAUGGCGAGUAUAUGGAGUGUUCAUAUGGAUGAGCAGCAUUGGGGUGAUCCUGAAGUAUUUCGUCCGGAAAGAUUCUUGGACAGUACAGGGAAGAUUAUAGAUGAUAGUUGGUUUAUGCCAUUCGGUGUUGGUAGACGAAGGUGCCUUGGCGAAAAUUUGGCUAAGAUGUAUAUAUUUACUUUCAUUGCAAAAUUGAUCCAAAAUUUUGAGAUACUAAUUCCACACGAAGUCCAAUUGCCAGAUAAGCCUCAAAAUGAUAUAAAAAUGUCUCAAUCUCCAGUAUUUGCUUUUUUUAUACCUAGACGUUGUUUAAAAUUAACAAAAUUACCUACAAUGAAUGGACCAUCGCCAAAUCUAUUUCACAGCAAAAAUUUUGAAAUCUGUCGGAUUUGUAUGCGUAAACCAGAAUCCGACCCAAAUGUUGUUUAUACUAAUAUUUUUGGAAGUACAAUAAAAGGUUUUCAGUUAAAAGAUCUGAUUCUUAAAUGUUUGGGUGUUGAAGUAAAUAAAGAUGACAAUAAACCCAAAAUUAUUUGCAUAAAAUGUCUUAAAAAGGUUAGAAAAUGGACUAGAAUCAAGCGAAAAGCUGAUAAAUCUCAACAUGCAAUCGAUUGCAUUGCAACAAAAAAGCUUGAACAACUUACUGAGGAUAAAAUGGAAAUAGAUUGUGAUAAUAUGAGCUCGGAUGCAGUAGAAAAAUCGAAAACAUUUGAUGAUUCAGAUAUAGAUGGCAAAAGUUAUAAUGCAAAUGAAAUAAAAUUUAAUGAAGAAAAAUCUGGUAAUCAACUCGCACAAUAUUCACAAAACUCUACAGAAGGAAAUGUGGAAAUUGAACUUAAUAAAUCUCAGACUACAAUCUAUCAACGGCCUUUGAUAACACGUCUUAAACCGUGUCCCUUGGUGAUUCCAUUGAACAAUAAUCAGAGGACAUCACUACCUGAUUUUAAAAGUGUUCAGUAUAGACAAUUUUGA